Molecule: messenger RNA, 663 nt
Organism: Pecten maximus
Lineage: Eukaryota; Metazoa; Mollusca; Bivalvia; Pectinida; Pectinidae
Exons: 2
Coding region: 61-369 (102 amino acids)
Source: RefSeq, a predicted model, not a curated record
AAAAGGAUGACGUCAUUACUACUGUCACCUUGACUUCAAUUUCCGGUGUGGAUCCGUGACAUGAAAUCUCAACGGAAGCAAAAUGUUGAGGACAUAAAGAAAAGAAUCAAACGAAUAUCUACACGUGGCUGUCGUUUACCGGAAACGGUAGAUGUGGCCGUUUUAGCACAGGAGCUAAAAAUACGACUCGCAUCGCGUUCUCCUGUCGUGACGGAGUUACGUGGAACGCGUGCGUCAUCGAGGGUCAAUUACAAGGAUAUGUGGCCGUCCAAUAGAGUCGUACCUAUGUUACGGAUAAAUCGGGAACAGGAUUUUACAGAAACCUCAUGUGUGAAGGUACAGAUGUGUAGAUUACGUAAGCACAAAUAGGUCCUACCUGUAUCUGUUAAUCCGGAACAAUGACACGCCGGCCAAGCCAGAAAUUAGGGGAACGUUUCCCAUGAAAUCUUGAUAAGUCAGUAAUGCAUCAUACGAUUUUAAGCUGAAAACUAGCAUCGUGCGUCAUCUGUUCCAAAUUCUUACUUCAUAAUAUAUUUAAUAGCUUGUCCAAAAUAUCUGACCUCUAUUUGUAAGAUGAAUUACCAAUAAUUGGUAUGUUUGUUUACCACUUCUAUAAAAUGUAUUGCACAUCUUUAGUACUCCAAUAAAUAAGUAAUGACAAAA